Molecule: messenger RNA, 2043 nt
Organism: Mya arenaria
Lineage: Eukaryota; Metazoa; Mollusca; Bivalvia; Myida; Myidae
Product: L-sorbose 1-dehydrogenase-like
Exons: 1
Coding region: 88-1866 (592 amino acids)
Molecular function (GO): oxidoreductase activity, acting on CH-OH group of donors; flavin adenine dinucleotide binding
Source: RefSeq, a predicted model, not a curated record
UGUUAAGAUUAAGGUGACGGUGUAAAUGUUACAUAUUUAAAGGCGGAUAAAUUUGUUGUUGUUUUUUGACAAAGUCAUCGAUUCAAAAUGGGAUUCAUACAAACUGCCGUAAGUGUCGGAGUUCUUGUGUUGUCUUGGCGUCUGUAUCAAAGUUAUGUGCAUUCUCGUGAGGGCAUUAAGGUUGUCUCCCAGGCAAAAGCAGAGUACGACUACAUUGUGAUCGGCGCUGGUUCGGCGGGCUCGUUGGUUUCCGCUAGACUGACGGAAAUUCCCGAUAUUACUGUACUAGUCUUGGAGGCUGGUCCGAAUUUCGAAAACAUUCCAGUUUUGAAUCAGCCCGAGCAGUGGUGGAACAAUAUUGGAGGGGAAUUUGACUGGAGGUAUAAAACAGUGCCACAGAAACAUGCAUGUUUGGGCUCAAAGAACAACCAGUGUGCAUGGCCAAGAGGGCGCAUCGUCGGCGGAUCCGGAAGUAUAAACGCUCUCCAGAACACACGAGGAAGCCCGUUUGAUUUUGACGGAUGGGAGUCACAGGGUUGCACCGAUUGGAGUUUCAACGAUGUAUUACCGUAUUUUCUUAAACUGGAAGAUAUGAACAUCGAGGAAUUGAGGUCCAAUAACUUUCACAACGUCGGUGGUCCCAUAGCCGUCUCGUCAGGCGAUGACUCGCCAUUAGCGGAGUUGUACAGAAAAGCUGGUGAAGAAAUUGGUUUUAAGGUCAUCAGUGAUUAUAAUGGUGCUACGCAAAGAUCUUUCAACAAGAUACAAAUAAAUGUCAGAAACGGAGAAAGAAGCUCAUCCGCUAAAGAGUUACUGUCUGGAACUGACAGGCCAAACCUUGACAUAUUACCAGAAGCACACGCAACAAAAAUAAACUUCGAAAACAAAAGAGCGGCCGGUGUGACUUUUAUUCGGGAUGGUCGAAAGCAUACCGCACGUGCAAGAAAGGAGAUCAUUCUAUCCGGUGGUACGAUAGGUUCAGCCCAAUUACUGCUUUUGUCGGGGAUAGGACCAAAGCAGCAUCUGAACGACCUUGGAAUACCCGUUAUAGAAGACCUUCCAGUGGGGCACAACUUACAAGACCACAGCCAAGUCAGCAUGUGUACAUCCAUCAAUGUGCCUUACAGUAUGACUUCUUCUUACGUGGAAAGUACAUUGAACCAGCUGAAAUACAAAUUUUUAAACGCUGGGCCAAAGUCCAUGACAGCUUCAGAAGGAUCAGCGUUCCUUCACUUGAACCAAGCUUUAGAAAACACAACAUACCCUGAUAUUCAAUUUGUUUUUGUAAGCAGACUAAUUGGUGCAAAUAUUUUCGAUUAUUCUGAAGAUAUCGCUGAUUUAGUGAUAGAAAAGGAUUCUGAAAAGCAUGGUUUCUGCACCUUCGUUGCGCUGACCCACCCACGGGCUCGAGGAGUUAUCUCCCUCUCGUCGACUGAUCCAUUUGACCAUCCUCUUAUUGAUCCGCGGUAUUUUGAAAAUCAUCAAGACGUUUUGGACCUCGUAGGUGGUAUUCGAAUUUGGGAAAAGCUAGCGCAGUCAAAAACGAUGUCAGAUCUCGGUGUUGAUAUCAAUGAAUUAAAUAAAAGGUUUUGCUCAGAGCACAAGUUCAGGAGUGACGAUUAUUGGGAAUGCUACAUUCGUAAACUAGCUUUCACCCAGUUCCAUCCGACUUCCUCGUGCAAAAUGGGCACACUCGAUGAUGAGUCCACAGUUGUUGGCCCUGAUCUACGUGUGAAAGGGGUCGCAGGUCUCCGGGUCGUGGACGCUUCAGUAUUUCCGGUAAUAACUUCAGGAAACACAAACACACCCACGUUGAUGGUCGCUGAAAGGGCUGCUGAUUUAAUACUUGAUCGGAAAACAUUAUAAAAAUGCACAGGCAUUUUUUUUUUGAAUAGUUGAAAAAUGUUAAUGUAUAUUACAUUGGGUUGCAGAUGCAAUGGUUUAAUCUCACUCUGUUCUUCAAAUAAGUAUAUCAUUGUACCUUGUGAUAUAAGCUUUUAUAAAAGGCGUAAAAUACAUGUUCCCAAUUACAAUAAACGAGUA